UUUAUCGCGUAUUUUGAUUUUGCAUGAGAGGUUGAUUUUGUUUUUCGUUUGCCGCGCUCAGUCUCAGUGGCUCUGUGUUGCGGCGCACGAUAUGUCCUUUCCGUGGAGUAUUUUGUGUACGUUUGAGUUCCUUCGUGAACUUUUCAGCGACGGCCGUGCCUAACGCCUAACCACAACAACUGUCCAACAGGCUGAGCUCGCAGGUCAUCUUCCCAAGAAGCCAAAAAGGGUGUGCAGCACAUGCACAACCGCCUAGGUAUUUUUGAAAAAAAGGUCGCCACACAAUGGAAGCAUUGCCGGACAACCUAAGAUUCAUCGAAAUUCUAAACGGCAAGGAUGUUGUGGUUGAGACAGAAAAUGAUCUUUCGCUGUUUGAUACCGCGUUCCCGUUCGGAAUUCCACCAGUCGUACCAGAUGUCAAAACGGAGCUCGAGAACAUUAUCGACGAUAUCUCCGAAAACUUGCCCCUUCACAGCCUGCAGAAUACGCAACAGAUCUUCACAGCUCCUCCUAAAGUGUCAAGUUUAUAUUCGUACGACAUGUCGCCUUGCCCAUCGGAGUUGAGAAUAGUCAGAGAUCUGGCGACUGGGACCCUGGAGGGAUACUACGAGGUGUUUCACGAAAUUAAAAAAGGAAAUGAAGAUGUAGCCGUGGAUUUUGAAAAAAACUUUGAAACAAUACCGCCUGGCUUCGAAGAAGGCAUGACGUUUUCAAACCUUGCACCGGAGGCGCUCGGUGAUGGUGAAAACUCUGUUCGCCACGUGCUUGCUUUGACUGAACUUGUGGCUGCUAGUGCAGACUUAUCUGAGGCCGGGGAAGUUCCGAGGCGAAAAGAGGCCAAGGCUGUCUCGAGUGAGGUCGUGGAUGAUGUCGACCUCAUGAAGCAGUUGCCAUCGGAACCAGUGACUGCUGUGCUCAACAUCAGCAUGAUACCGACGGAGACGCAGAAAAGUUUAGAAUGGGCUGAGGUUGUCGACGUUCGUAGCCCCAUGACAGACUUUCACGAACGCAUUCCUGACAUGGCAUUCACCUGGCCGUUUGAACUUGACACAUUUCAAAAGCAAGCCAUACUUCACCUGGAGAAACGGGACUCUGUCUUUGUCGCAGCUCACACAUCUGCUGGCAAAACUGUGGUGGCUGAGUAUGCCAUUGCACUUUCCCGGCAACACAUGACAAAGACCAUCUACACGUCUCCAAUCAAGGCACUCUCUAAUGAGAAAUACCGUGACUUCAAGGACACUUUCGAAGACAUCGGAAUCAUUACGGGUGACGUUCAGAUCAACAAGGAGGCUUCGUGUCUCAUUAUGACAACUGAGAUUUUGAGGUCGAUGCUUUACAACAAGUCGAGCGUUGUGAACGACCUGGAAUGGGUGAUCUUCGACGAGUGCCACUACAUCAACGAUCCUGAGAGAGGUGUUGUAUGGGAAGAAGUUCUAAUCAUGCUUCCAAAGCACGUGGGGCUUGUACUCCUGAGUGCGACCGUCCCAAAUGCAAUGGAUCUUGCCAACUGGAUUGGAAGGAUCAAACAACGCAAGCUCUAUGUAAUUUGUACCACCAAACGACCUGUGCCUCUGGAGCAUCAUUUAUACUUCAACCAAGAGACUUUCAUGAUCCUCGACCCAAACAGUAAUUUUAUCACCUCUAGUUACAUGAAAGCCUCGGAGCGACGAAGGCAAACAUCCAAAGGAGGAAGGUUCCAGGAUGAAAAGAACCUCUACGUCGGACUAAUCCAGCACCUGAAAAAAAUGGACCGCCUGCCCGUCAUUUGUUUCACGCUGUCUCGGAAGCGAUGCGACGAGAACGCCGCGAUGCUUCGCUCCCAGGACCUCACCACCGCCGAAGAAAAAUCCGAAAUCCACCGGUUCUUGCACCACUGCGUCUCUCGCCUCAGCAAGUCGGACCAGAAGCUCCCGCAGAUCCGGACCAUGCGUCUCCUCCUGGAAUGCGGCUUCGGAGUCCACCACAGUGGUGUGCUUCCCAUCAUGAAGGAAGCCGUCGAAAUGCUGUUUCAACGUGGGCUGGUCCGAGUUCUGUUCGCUACCGAGACGUUCGCGAUGGGGGUCAAUGUUCCGGCACGAACCGUCGUGUUCGACAGCAUCCGCAAGCACGACGGUAUAACGAUGAGGGACCUACUUCCCGCGGAGUACAUUCAGAUGGCCGGACGAGCCGGCCGACGCGGGAAGGACAAGACGGGGAACGUGUUGAUAAUCUGCAAGGGAGACGUGCCAGAGUCGUCGCAGCUGGCAACAAUGAUGCUGGGGCGUCCGACAGAGCUGCAGUCCAAGUUCCGGGUGACGUAUUCGAUGAUUUUGAACCUGAAGGCGGAGGCGCAGAGGAGGGUGGAAGACAUGAUGAAGGACUCGUUCCGCGAGAACACUCAGCAGAGUCAGAGCGACACAUUGGAAGAGAAAAGAAAGGAUUUGGCCGAAGAGUUGCAGGGACUGACGAGGACGGGGUGCAGCGCGUGUACAGACCUGCCGUUGGACUUGUUGGCGGAGCACAAGGCAACGAGGUCGUCAGUGUGGGAACGCCUUCUGGUGUCUCCACAGGCGAAUAAAGUUCUCUCCCCCGGUAGACUGGUGGUGGUCUGCCCAGAGAGUCAAGGAAACAGGAAUAUCCUCGGAGCCGUGUCAUCUGUGUCCCCUAGGGAAAAGAAAUUGUCUCUGUUGGUGCUCGUUCCCUCUCAGAGCAGCGCCAGUCGAGAGCCUCUGCCAUGGCCACUAAACAAGCGUCUGGUUCUCCCCGAAGGAGCCAUUGCUGUACAGGCGCUCACCGUGUCGUUCGCGGAGGUGUUGUGCGUGUCGUCUCUCGUACAGAAGUUCGAUGCCAGGAAAGUGAUGCAACCACAGGGGAAAAACAUAUUGGGCCAAGAACUCCUGGAAGUGGCAGAAGCCCACACGAAGGGGAUUCCGUCGAUCAACAUCAUCAAGGACCUCCGAGUGUCGGACAUUGAUUCCGUGGCGCUCGUUCAUCGCUUCUUGGGCUUGGAAGAGAAGAUAUUUGCAGCGCCCUGUUUGUCGUGUCCACUUUUUGAGGAACAUUAUGUACAGGAGCUGCACCACAAAGCAGUGACACAGGAGCUCUUGCGCAUCGAGCACUUACUGUCUGAGGCAAGUUUGGCAUCAAUGCCAGACUACAAGCGACACGUGGAAGCUCUGGAACGGCUAGGCUACGUGGAACCAAGUGGCCCACUGACCCUGAAAGGUCGCGUUGCUCGUGCAAUGAGCAACAAUGCCAUCAUGCUCACGGAACUCCUCGUGGAAGACUGUCUAGUCAACCUGGGCGCUGCCGACAUUGCAGCACUCUUCUCCUGCUUUGUGUUUCAGCAACGGACGGACGAAUUACCCAUGAUACCAAAGUCCAUGGUCAAUGCUGUGGAGCUGUUCAAAUCUGUUGCCAAGAGGAUAGGACAAGCUCAGCGUGACUCCGGAUUUGAAGAGCCACCAGAGCAAUUUGUGGAGCAGUUCAGCUUUGGAAUGUGUAAUGUUGUUUAUCAUUGGGCCAAAGGAAUGCACUUUGCCCACAUCAUGGAGCUGACCGACAUUCAAGAAGGGAUCAUCGUGCGCUGCAUCCAGCGACUGGAUGAAGUGCUGAAGGAUGUGCGCACUGCCGCCGGAAUAAUUGGAAAUCCUGAACUGCGCAGCAAGAUGGAGGAAUCGUCGCGGCUGAUCCGCAAGGAUAUUGUCUUUGCCGCGAGCCUCUACCUUCAGUGACGGGAUGGAGGAGUACUGUACGCAAGCUAUACAGCCAUAUAUUUUUACAUUAGUACAUAUAUUUGUACAUAUCUCUGUUUAUACGUGCGGAGCAAGUACAAAAAGAAAUACAAUUCUAUGCGUCCUUUUCA
Ornithodoros turicata is the source of this 3844-nucleotide messenger RNA. RefSeq names its product superkiller complex protein 2-like (gene tst). Gene Ontology annotation, molecular function: RNA binding; RNA helicase activity; ATP binding. The coding region runs from base 285 to 3713 and encodes 1142 amino acids. The transcript is spliced from 19 exons. Gene Ontology annotation, biological process: nuclear-transcribed mRNA catabolic process, 3'-5' exonucleolytic nonsense-mediated decay. Gene Ontology annotation, cellular component: Ski complex. The record is from RefSeq and is a predicted model, not a curated record. NCBI's taxonomy places the organism in Eukaryota, Metazoa, Arthropoda, Arachnida, Ixodida, Argasidae.